Molecule: messenger RNA, 7189 nt
Organism: Ctenopharyngodon idella (grass carp)
Lineage: Eukaryota; Metazoa; Chordata; Actinopteri; Cypriniformes; Xenocyprididae
Gene: nrbp2b
Product: nuclear receptor binding protein 2b
Biological process (GO): endoplasmic reticulum to Golgi vesicle-mediated transport; intracellular signal transduction; protein phosphorylation
Cellular component (GO): endomembrane system; cytoplasm
Molecular function (GO): ATP binding; protein serine/threonine kinase activity
Source: RefSeq, a predicted model, not a curated record
ACAGUUGCGCUCGGUGUGAGAGUGUGUGCGUGUGUCGUUUUUUAAAGCGGUAAACUGCUGUGCUGAAGGAGAGGACAUUUUAUUUUCAUCAACUCUUAUUCAACUCUUAUUUUAAAUAUGGAAACCAGCGUGUAAUUUCUUUUGUAUUUUAUGGAAUAUUAAAAUGAACGAGGCACGCAGAAAACUAUCGACACAGACAUCAGUUCCUGACAGAAAAUAAUGUCCAUAGACGGUGGCGUAUUAAGCAUUGAGUCAUCUCGCGUGGACGUCCACAAAGCAGCGCGUCAAUUCAACGCUAUUUUGAGGUGUUUCCUUCGCAACGGCUGCGCAGCCUGUCAUUCUGAGACGUAUAAUGACUAUGUCAGUCCCGGAGAGAAACUCUGGAUCUGAGGAGAAGGAAGAGGAGAGCGAGGAUGAGAGUGAAAUCGUGGAGGAGAGUCCGUGUGGACGCUGGCAGAAGCGAAAAGAGCAGGUGAGUCAGGGGAAUGUUCCUGGAGUGGAGAGCGCCUCUCUGGCCAUGGACACUGAAGAGGGUGUUGAGGUGGUCUGGAACGAAGUUCUCUUCCAUGACAAGAAGGUCUUUAAGACAGUGGAGGACAAAAUGAAGGAGAUGUUUGAGAACCUGAUGCAGGUGGAUCAUCCUAACAUCGUCAAAUUUCACAAAUACUGGUUGGACAUUGGGGACAAUCAUGCUCGGGUUGUGUUCAUCACAGAGUACAUGUCGUCUGGCAGCCUGAAACAGUUCCUUAAAAAGACCAAGAAAAACCACAAGACCAUGAAUGUCAAGGCCUGGAAACGCUGGUGUACACAGAUUCUCUCUGCCCUCAGUUACCUGCACUCCUGUGACCCUCCCAUAAUUCACGGCAACCUCACAUGUGACACCAUCUUCAUUCAGCACAACGGCCUCAUUAAAAUUGGAUCAGUUUGGCACAGACUCUUUGUGAAUGUGUUCCCAGAAGGGGGCGUCCGUGGUAAAAUACUCCAAAACCGAGAUGACAAGAGGAACCUGCACUUCUUCAGUCCAGAGUACGGCUCAUGUGAAGAUGACUACACCAUUGACAUCUUUUCCUUUGGGAUUUGCGCUUUGGAGAUGGCUGUGUUGGAGAUCCAGGCCAAUGGGGAUUCUGUCGUGUCCAAGGAGGCCAUAACCAAUGCGGGCCAAUCCUUAGAAGACCCCCUUAUGAGGGAGUUCACCCAGUCGUGUGUGCGCCACAACCCCAGACUCCGCCCAACGGCACAUGACCUGCUGUUUCACCGCGUGCUGUUUGAAGUGCACUCGCUGAAGCUGCUCGCAGCACACUGCCUCAUCAAUAACCAGUACAUGCUUUCAGAAAACUGUGUGGAGGAGAAGACCAAAUCAUUCGACCCAAAUGGAGUCAUGGCAGAGAUUAUUCACAAAGAUGACCGUCCCCGCGUUCAGCUCAAGUAUUCUCAUGUUUCUCCUCUAGAGCUGGACAAGUUUCUGGAGGAUGUGAAGAAUGGCAUUUACCCGCUGAUGAACUUUGCGUCCACUCGACCCCAUCCUGUACCUCGCGCCCUCUCCAUGUCCCAAGAACAGGUGGAGACAGUGAAGACCCCCACGCCUGAGCCACAAGAGGGAGAAACCAGGAAGGUGGUACAGAUGCAUUGUAACCUGGAGUCUAAUGAAGACACUACUAAAACUCAUCUCACUCUUUUCUUGAAGAUGGAUGAUAAACUCCAUCGGCAGCUCAGCUGUGAUAUUAUGCCAAGUGACAGUUCCAGGGAUUUGGUCAAUGAACUUAUCCAUCAUUCCUUCAUCAAUGAGGAGGAUGGUGACAGGAUAGUGGCGUUCUUGGAGGACGCUUUGAACCGACACCGUGGGUCCGCUAGUGCCAUAACAACGAUAUGAAUGACAAUGCUCUGUUGCCAUGGUGACAGACAUUUACAUGCCAGUGGAACCUGAGAGGGAGGCCCGCCAAUAGAUUGGAGAAGGACAGCGAAUGAUCCAGUUUGUCAGUUAGUAUGGAUAGUUGAAAUUGAGACUGUGGUCGAUGGCAGAGCAUGGCAUAUUGGUUUCUAUGAUAAGAUGUGAUUGACCAGGUUAGGGGGGCACCAGAAAUGCCCAUCUAAGAUGAUUGUGCUUACCUCCCUGAGUCUCCGUCCAGCACUUCCAGGUGUCACUGUAGGAACCGUCCUUCCCACAAUCCCAUGGGUGGCUUAAGGGCAAUUCUGCCUCUCUUGAAGAGAACGGCGUGUGGUGUAGGAGGUGUCUGCUGUGGAGAGCUCAAUAGAUGAUUAUAAAAAAAAAUCCCUUUAGAAAAAAAAAAUUAUUAAUGUUCAAAAUUGCCAAUCUAAUUCAUUUUGCAGCUUAAACAUGAUUCUACGGAAAAACAUACUCUACGCAGGUACGCUAGUGCGGAUGCCAACACAUUGGAAGUGCACAGUGUGGUUCAACAUGAUGUCAUGAAAAAGCGGUGGUGAUUUCGUACAAUGUGAUAAGUACUGAAACGUACAAUUUUUAGAAGAAGUAAGCCAGAUUGUCCACCCCUAACCUAACCGUUAUUGGGGUAUAAACGGAUGGCAUGUGUAGCCUGUUUUGGUUUCAUUUUCUCUGUGUUCUGUUCCUGUUUUUGAUGCUUGAUUUCCUUGAUAUUUUUACUGCUUGUUCAUUAGCUAAUUAUCCCACACCUGUUUCUGUUCUUCCAGUUAGCAUUCUCCUUAGUUCUUGUUCAGUAAUGUUUGUAUCUUAGUGGUUGUUUAAAAGUGAAUCUUUUUAUAUGACUUUCUUCUUUCAGUCAAACACAAUCGGAGUUGUAUUAAAAAAAUAUCCUGGCUCUUCCAAGCUUUAUAAUGUGAGUGAAUAGUAGCUGAGAUUUUGAAGCCCCAAAAAAGUGCAUACAUCCAUCGUAAAAGUAAUCCAUACGGUUCCAGGAGGUUAAUAAAGGCCUUCUGAAGCGAAGCAAUGUAUUUUUGUGAGAAAAAUAUCCAUAUUUAUAACUAUAACUAUCCCUCUUGUAGCUUCUCUACAACCUGCCAUUACAAUGGAUGGUACAAAUAAGCUCAAACAUAUUCAUACGAAUUAACCACCAAUUCGUCAAAACGUAAAAUAGUUACGAAUUGCCAUAAGAGUGUUGGUCCCGUUGUACAUACUUAUCGUGCGUUCUUGCAUUACUGUGGUAUUAUUAACAAACCUUACAUUAGUACUCGAGGGUGUGAGAGUUAGGGGCCGUUCACAUAUCGCGUCUAAAAACGCGUGGAAAGCGCAGCCGCGCCGCUUUCUCCUUCUUUCCAAAGCGCUUGCGCUCCCGUGGCGUCUGUCGUUGCUAUGCAAACAUGAAUCGCGCUCUCCAUGAGGACGAGGAAGUUUCAGCAAAGGAUAAAUUGAUUUCUAGCCCUUGCAUUAGCUUUACUACUAGAUAUAUUUAUGGAGAUGAGAUAUAAAAACCACGCUGUACAGCUAUGAUCAGCUGUUCGGCUGAACUUUCGAUGUUUUGUCAUGGAAAGGCCGAAGCUGAUCGGUUGGUUCUUGUCACAUGACCUGCGGUGCGCUUGCAGCAUUCUGAAAAGUUGAGAAUUUUUCAUCUCGAUGCGCCUGGAAAACGCACCGCAUGCGCGUCGCUUCCAUUAUGAGCGCGUUUCUUUUGAAAUAAUGAAUUUGAGCACGUAACAGACGCGAUAUGUGAACGGCCCCUUACGCUAUCUAUGCCAUUAAACCAUGAUUUGUUGUUAUUCAGGAAGCUAGCUAUAAAAAUCAAACGUUUAACUAACUUGCUUAACAAUAUUCUCUUCAAACUGAUAUUCUGCCUUCACGUACUAUCGGAAAUGUGAUAAUUCCCACUUCUGAACUCAUGAUUACGAGCUCAUCGAAAUGGGAGGACGUUCAUGUGCAAUUUUUACCUAGGAAACUCGUAUUUACGAUAAUUUCGGAGAUCACGUGAAGGCAGCAUUAGUCUGCCAUAAACGCCUGCUACACAUAGUGACAACGCUAUAAGAAUGCAAUGUUUGUUUGUGUUGCACUAUGAAUUACGUUUGAACAUGUUUUUAAGCAUAGCUGGAAGCAUUUACAUUGACUUACUUGCAUAGAUGAUGUUACUGUCCUCCUGAGAAAAUAAUAAACAGCAUUAAUAUGGCAUCAUUGUUCUGAAGGGUCAGCUAGGGUGUAUUUUCUGUGGAGUUACCUGUAAUUUUUUUAGUUUUGUCAGUUUUCUCAAAAUGCUAUGUAUCCAAAUGUACUGCUUUAACUCAUGUGGUUAAUGCCAAUCAAAUGAAUAUGAUUGUUUAUUCUCUCUGCAGUCUACACAUUGCCCUGUCAGCUAUCACGAGAAUGUCUUAAUAUGCAGUUGGACUGUUUUGCAAGGAGCAUAUACAGGAAUGUAUUGCCUUAUAUAUAGACCUUGUUGUUGUCUAAUAACAAUUGAAAAUAAUUAAAAAAACACACAUUUUAUACAGAAUCACACAUGUAAGAAACCUGAUGGAUCCUGGUUAGUCAACCAGCUAACCAACUGUCAGACUACAUGGUUUUGGUGAUGACUUUUGUGGAAUGCAUCAAGAUGUACAUUUCUGUGGGAAAAACUAUGAGAAGUUCUUUGUCAUGAGCAUUUACUUAACUGAAUAAAGACUAUGAAAUUAAUGACUGAUUGAUUGAUUUUCUCAAUGGUCUUGACCUGUGAUGUGAACCUUUAUAACUACAAAUGUAGCCUGCUUUAUGUUCUCAUAAAAAUAUGCCUAAUAAUUAAGGGGCCGUUCACACAGAACGCGUUUUUCUGUUCCAAUGCGCUACUUUCCCAUUGUUUUUCUAUGUAAACGCGCUUGAUGGACGUGCAUGACCGUUACGCUCGCGUCUCGCGUCUUUUGCAGCGCCUCGCACAUGAGCGCCGCGUUUUUAAGACGCCGUGUCAAGUUAAAAGAAUUUCAACUUUUGCACGCAGCGCCGCUCAUCAAUGUCAGUUCCAAAACAGUGGACCAAUCAGAAGAACUCGGAGGCGGGGCAAGCGUUGCGAGCUUCUGUUUACAGUAGCAAGUUGGCAUGACAACUGUUUUAUUUGACGGAAACAUGGCGGAGGAGGCGCUCAUUAUUAUCUUAUUUUCUUUUUUUCCAUGUCAAAACUCGUUUCUAUCAAUUCUGCUGUUUGCCUAUUUCUAUUAUUUCCGUUAUUGUCGUUAUUGCAUCACGCCUCAAAAGCGCGUCUCGCGUUUUUAGACGCAAAGACGCGUUCUGUGUGAACGGCCCCUAAUACUCUGCUUCUCUGCAAAUAUUUAAUUAACAUAAUAUUAAUUUCUUGCUAGAAUUUACAUCAGAAGUGGAAAAAGGUCAAAAAUGUACGCUACAUUUACACAAACUGACCAGAAACCGUAACUUUCCGACGCCAUCUUUCUUUUUCUAGAUCAACUGUCACAGAAUGGAAAGCAGAGGAUUGUGGGAUAUCAAAUGCAGCGAAGGAUACAUCUAUCCCGCCUUCAAAAAUCGAUCAGAUGAAGGUAUUUCAGGAGACAGGAAGUGAAGCUAACAUUGGAUUUGGACGUGCCUCGAUGCCUUCCUACCUUGGAAUGGCAGCAUUUUAAAGUUUUCGGAUGCAACCAUGGUCAAGAUGACUUCAAACUGAGCAUCAGAAUUAAGAAGAAAGGUGAUUUAAGUGACUUUGAAUGUGGCAUGGUUGUUGAUGCCAGACGUGCUGGUCUGAGUGUUUCAGAAACUGCUGAUCUACUGGGCGUUUCACGCACAACCAUCUCUAGGGUUUACAGAGAAUGGUUUGAAGAAGAGAAAAUAUCCAGUGAGUGGCACUUCUGUGGGUGAAAAUGCCUUGUUGAUGACAGAGGUCAGAGGAGAAUGACCAGACUGGUUUGAGCUGAUAGAAAGGCAACAGCAACUCAAAUAAACACCAAGGUCUGCAGAAGAGCAUCUCUGAACACACAACACGUCCUUAGAGCAGAUGAGCUACAGCAGCACCGUCCACUCCUGGAAACUGAGGCUACAAUUCACAUGGGCUCACCAAAAUUAGACAAUACAAGAUUGGAAAAACGUCUGAUGAGUCUGAUUUCAGCUGCGUCAUUCAGAUGGUAGGGUCAGGAUUUGGUGUAAACAACCUGAAAGCAUAGAUCCUUCUUGCCUCUUAUCAACAGUUCAGUCUGCUGGUGGUGUAAUGGUGUGAGGGAUGUUUUCUUGGCACACUUUGUGCCCCUUAGUAUCAAUCGAGCAUCGUUUAAACACCACGGUCUACCUGAGUAUUGUUGCUGACCAUCCAUCCCUUAAUGAGCACAGUGUACACAUCUUCUGAUGGAUACUUCCAGCAGGAUAAUGCAGCAUGUCACAAAGCUCAAAUCAUCUCAAACUGGUUUCUUGAACAUGACACACCUGCAGUUGAUCCCCGCAGUUUCUUGAAGAAGGUUUUUGUACGGCUCUUUAUCACUGUGUGUAUCUAUAACCACCUAAGUCACCGAAGCAAUAAUAAUCUCCUGUAUCUUCAGCUUGGACUCCACUGAUGGUCAGCUGGAAAUUUUUACCGGAUCCCCUUCCACUAAAUCGAGAUGGGGUAGAGGAAUAUCGGACAUCUCCUCCAUAGAUGAGGGGUUUAGGAGCUUCUCCCGAUUUCUUGAGUCAGAUUGAAGUCAGUGUGAGCGCCAUUGCCGCUGAAUCUAGAUGGGACAUUUGUGUGACGUUCGCGUAUGAAAUAAAUGAGGAGUUUGGGAGCAUGUCCAGGUUUGUGCUGGUACCAGGACACACAGUUCCUCCAGAGACUACAGUCAGCAACAGUGUGAAUGGGCGUUUACACAUGAUGGGCUCACAUGAAGCCAGGCAAUCCUGAUGCUUCCCAGUAGGUCCUGCUCUCUCCUGGGAAUGAAGCCAUAUCUGAGUCCCCUAUGACAGGUUCAUUGUGACAACAUGCCCCAGUAGCAAUCAAUGACAUGUAAUGGUGUUGUGAAUUAAGACUCACAAAACACGUUCACAUCAUUUUUGCUGGGAUUCACCAGUGUUAGUGGAACAAUACAAGGAUAGACAUGAAACCGCUCCUUGUCACAGUUCCCGUCUGUCCCAGGACUCCAUCUCCCAUCAUCCUCCCUGUUCCACACCUGCACUCACUUCCUCGUCAACUCCCCAUCAUCACGGAUUACCUGCACCUGCUCUUGAUCAUCUGCACUCCCUUUAUAUGGACUCACUUCCCAGCACUCCUUUGUUUGCUUUAUGUUUGGUUGUUCUGUUCCCUUGCUAAAUAAACCCAUCAUUGCUGAA